Messenger RNA from Pisolithus orientalis, 1146 nucleotides. RefSeq lists its product as uncharacterized. Bases 1 to 1146 code for a protein of 381 amino acids. Lineage: Eukaryota; Fungi; Basidiomycota; Agaricomycetes; Boletales; Pisolithaceae. The record is from RefSeq and is a predicted model, not a curated record. The transcript is spliced from 15 exons.
AUGCAAUUCCAUGAUGUCACAUACCUGUCACCACACAGGUCAUCCUACCUGUUUAGCAGCCAUUGUGGUGAUGAUUUUUAUUGUUUUCCAAUCCAAAUUGUUUACCUCAUUCCUGCAACACUUCCUGUUAAUACAGCUCUUCCCUCGAGCAAAAACAAAAGCACACUCAUUGAAGUGGUUGUCAAGUUGGUCUACACCAUUACAAAUAAGGCUAGUGUCAAGCCAGGAGUUAUGUCCCUUCCAUAUAUAGCACAAAGGGGGGGGGCUUGUGGUAGAUUCAGUCCCUACUCCUACAACCAGUCAUGCUUCCUGCUCGAGAAGAAAGGCACUUUCUUCAUGGCAUUUUGUGCCCUGCUCUUCUUUGCCUACCUGGUAGACUUGGCUUCCUUCAUUCCAUCUCCAAUGCUAGUACUUGUGUGGGGUGCAGCCCUUGGCAUUGAACUCCCAAUAGGGGAAGUAGCAAAGUUUGACUUGAUUAUCUUGGUCAAGCCAAUUUUCACCACACAGAUGGCAGAACCUACUCAUCAUGCAAAGCAUUCCCACAACUGUCUCCAUCCCUACAUGUGUUCUGGUUCAUCAUUAACAUCCUUUACCCUAUCUGCAUCUUUGUGCUCCUCCUGGCUGGUCCAAUGUGACACAAUGAUCUGGGGUGCUUCUGGUAACUCUGUUAGUGGGAGCGAUGGUACUUCUACACAAGCAACACAGUAUUUCAGUGCUAGCUCUGGCAGUGCACUCUUUCCCUCCCUUGACACUGGUACAUCAUUCCAAGAUACUGAUAUCCAGUCUUCUAGCUCCAGCAAUACCCAGUCAUCUUUGGUUAAUCUCGAAGCCUGCAUCAUCAGUAUAGUGCAGUGCCACUUAGCAGACUUCCAGGGACCAAUGGAUGAGAAAUUCUGCAACAAUAUUGACUUUUGGAAUCAUGCAGAGGUGCAUGAGAAGGGUAGGCUUUCCCAAGUUGCUUCCCCACAUAAUGACGACUCCUGUGAUUCAACCCAGAUAAUGUACCAGCAGCAGGGGCAAACAGAAUCAGUAGGAUCAAAGAAAUUGUUCAUUCCUGGUGCAUGGUCCCAAUUGGAUGGACAAACCAAUAAGAAAAACACAGAGAAGCAUGGUGUUUGCAACCAGGCAACUAACUCCAAACAAUGA